CUGUCCAGCUUCGAGAUCUCGCCCUCCUCCCGCCUCCCCUCCCCCCUCCUCGCCGACUUGGGUUGCAAGGUUGCUGCCACAGAGACCGAAUUGCGCGUCGGAUUGUGCGAUUGCCACUUGAAACCUGCAAGUAGGUUCUUUUGUAUUGACUCUGUGCAUCCUGUUCAUCUGGCGAAGCGAGCGCAGCAAUCACUCCCGAAUCGCAUCCUCGACUCGACCAAGCCGUACCUUGCCAAGCACCGACUCGACACUUCCAAGCGCCAUCUACGACUCCUCCACAGACCGUACUGCGCAUAUUUCUCCUCUUCAAGGCCUUUACUUGCAGCCAUUGCAUUUUUGUACUGCCAGUCACAGCCAUGCCGACCAGGAAGCAGAAGGAGGAGCCCGAGGAGGCCAUGAGCGCCUUCGAGCGCAUGCGGCAGGAGAACAUUGCACGUAACCAGAGCCUCCUUAAGGACCUGGCCCAGGUGUCGAAUAAGAUGAUGCCUGCCAAGCCCAAGCCUGCCCCGAAGCCCCGGUCCGCGCCGGUCAAGAAAGAGGCUGUUGAAGCUCCCGCCGGUCCCGUCCGUCGCAGUGCCCGAGUCGCAGGCCUUGACGCCGAUAAUGAGACGCUCAAACGCAAGUACGAGGUCGAGCUGGAGGAUCAAGCCGCCAAGGAGAAGGCGAAGAAGAAGCGUGUUGGCGGCACUCUGAGCUUGGGCGACAUUGCCGUCGAAGGGAAAAAGUUCAACAAGGGCAUCGAUGGCCUGGGUGCGCUGGUGCCUCGCGGCGCCCAACCCGGAGUCCCGACCUUCACUGACGAGGAUGUUGAAAACACAUCAGACAAGGAUCUCAAGGAUCUUCGGAAAAAGAUGGGGAAGCUCGAGCUGUACGACAAGUGGAUUCCUAACGACAUCAAGAUAUGCCCUCAACGGAUAUACGCGUCGACAUUCCAUCCUACCGAGGAGAAGGCAGUCAUCUUUGCCGGCGAUAAGGAAGGCGCCCUCGGUGUAUUCGAUGCUUCACAGGACGGGCCGCCGGAGAGCAAUGACGACGACGAGGAAGCGGCAGAAUGGAAGGAGCCCGAGAUUGGCGCUUACAAGAUCCAUGCGCGGACCAUUACAACCAUCAUUGUUUCUCCCUUUGACAACCAAAAGGUCUAUACGUCGUCCUACGACUCCACAGUCCGUGUCCUUGAUCUUGCCAAGGACAUGUGUGUCCCGGUCUGGGAGCCCGCGGACAAGGAGGAGGAUGUUCCUCUGUCGGCCAUCGACAUCCCUUUGACUGACCAGAACCUCGUCUACUUCUCGACCCUGGACGGAGCCGUAGGUCGAGUGGACAUUCGAGACCCCAAGGGUACGGAAACAUGGUCACUGUCGGAUAACAAGAUUGGCGGCUUUUCUCUGAACCCUCGGGAGCCGCACCUGCUGGCCACGGCCUCUCUGGACCGCACCGUCAAGAUUUGGGACCUGCGUAAGAUUACUGGCAAGGGUGAAAUGCGCUUCCCUGCGAUGCUCUAUGAGCACAACUCCCGCCUCUCAGUCUCCCACGCCUCUUGGAGCCCCGGCGGCCACAUUGCGACAUCGUCGUACGACGAUACCAUUAAGAUCUACAACUGGUCCGACCACGAGACCUGGGACUCGGAGGGCAUGGAGCCCGCCAACAUCGUCAAGCAUAACAACCAGACGGGUCGGUGGGUGACCAUCCUGAAGCCCCAGUGGCAAAAGCGCCCCCAAGAUGGCAUUCAAAAGUUCACCAUCGGCAACAUGAAUCGUUUCGUCGACGUGUACGCUGCCAACGGGGAGCAGCUCGCUCAGCUCGGGGGCGACGGCAUCUCGGCCGUCCCAGCCGUUGCUCAGUUCCAUCCUACGAUGGACUGGGUCGCCGGUGGCACAGCCAGCGGGAAGCUCUGUCUCUGGAUGUGAGGCGUUGCCUUUGGCCAUCUGUUAUCUGUUUGGCACUAUUUCAGGGCAUCCUCGCAAGACCC
Messenger RNA from Colletotrichum destructivum, 1966 nucleotides. Its product is annotated as Putative WD40/YVTN repeat-like-containing domain superfamily. Lineage: Eukaryota; Fungi; Ascomycota; Sordariomycetes; Glomerellales; Glomerellaceae. Bases 357 to 1904 code for a protein of 515 amino acids. Gene Ontology annotation, molecular function: DNA binding; protein binding. Gene Ontology annotation, biological process: regulation of DNA damage checkpoint. The transcript has 2 exons. The record is from RefSeq and is a predicted model, not a curated record. Gene Ontology annotation, cellular component: nucleus.